UACUGACGACUGUUUAUCGGUACUUGGAUAUGUCUACCCUGCUACUGGCGGCCUGUGUCUGCCUGAUGACGUACUGGUACCUGCAGACCCCCCGCAACCUCCCGCCCGGACCCUGGGCCUGGCCCGUCCUGGGGAACAUCCCCUUGUUCAUGAAGUCAAAGUUUGACUUCUUUCCCGACACCAUCACCGACCUGGCCUGGCAGUACGGUGACGUCAUGACGUUCUGGAACGCACGUGACCUGAAUGUCGUCAUCAGCGGGUACCGGACGAUCCGGUCAGUCCUGGUUAAGAGGGCCGAGGACUUCUCCAGUCGGAAGGCUCCCCCUGUACUGGUGGAUCUACGCGGGGAUGGGACGGCUAGAGACACCACGAAAGGUAUAAUUUUUGCCGAUUUUGGCUCGGACUGGAAGCAUCAGCGGAAGUUUGCAAUGAAGACCCUCCGAGACUUCGGCGUCGGCAAGCGGAGCCUGGAGGGGAAGAUUUGUGAGGAGGCCGCUGCUCUUAGUCAGGAACUUGUGGCGAAAGACGGAGAGCCAUUCAACACCAAACCUCUGUUACAAAACUCUGUUUCUAACAUCAUCUGCUCCAUCGUGUUCGGGAAGCGGUUCGAGUAUGGCGACCCCGAGUUUUUGUGGCUCAGUCAUCUCAUAAGCGAAGUGGUAAAUGCCACACCCGGUAAGGAUAUCCUCAUCAACAUCCAUCCCGUGUUCCGACACCUUCCCUUCGGGUCGCAGGAACAUCAAAAGUUAGCAAGGAACUUUCCAAAACUCCAGGCCUUUUGUGGGGAACAGAUCAAGAAGCACAGAGCGACCUUUGACCCUAACGACAUCCGGGACUUCAUCGACGCCUUCCUGCUGGAACAUCAGCACGCCGGGAGGGAGCAUGCGCAGUACAGCUUCACAGUUGAACAACUACAGGAGCUGGUGCUGGAUCUGUUCAUGGCUGGUGCCGAGACGACCGCCACGUCCUUGCACUGGGCCCUGCUGUACAUGCUGCUGAAUCCGGGUGUACAGGAAAAGGUUCAAGGAGAGAUCGACUCUGUCCUGGGACAGGCUGUUCCGUCCUACUCCCUCCGGGACAAGAUGCCCUACACAACAGCGACCCUAGCGGAAGUACAGCGCAUCAACACUGUUGCACCCUUCAGCGUCCCCCACUCUUUAUCAACGGGUGCCUCUCUCAACGGUUACACCAUCCCAGCAGGCGCCAACAUCUUGGUGAACCUGUGGUCCGUGCACAUGGACCCUCAGCUGUUCCCGGAACCGGACAAGUUCAAUCCCGACAGGUUCCUGGAUCAGGACGGGAACUUCGUGAAGCACGAGGCGCUCAUCCCGUUCUCUGUCGGUCCUCGAGUGUGUCUUGGCGAACAGCUGGCCAGGAUGGAGAUUUUCCUGCUCUUUGUUUCCCUGCUGCAGCGGUUCACAUUCAAGCCACCAGAGGGCGUCACUAACUUGUCCACGAUCGGGACCAUGACAGGCAUAGUGAACGCCCCUCGUCCUUACGACCUGUGCGCCCUUCCACGACAGUAGCUUGCGAUCGUCUCUAAUCGUUGAUAAAGGAAGACACGUGGCCUGUUGUAUUUCUUCAUAUAACAAGUAAAACUUUUCAAACAUGCCUAUAGGACACCCCUGACAUGCGGUGUUCUUUCUCUAAAUCAACAAACAUCAAUUAACAAAAUCCCUCCGGUAAACUGAAGUUGGCAUAUCGCCAGCUCUUGCACAAGAACUUCAAAUUAAUUGAUUGAAUUGAUUGGCCGACAGGCUGAAUAAAAGUUAAAAAAUUGAACUAUGCGGCUCCAGAUGUCUUUCUGAGGGAGGACUGCAGUGUGCAAGAUGUCGGUAGCUUGAGGGGUGAAUCUACUCUACUAUAUACAACAAAUUAAUUGAUUAUUUAGUAUAUCCUUCUCCGUAUGUUCUUCAUAUUGGAUUAUAACAUGUUCUAUUAUUUUCAUUUCUUUCUCUCCAGAUGCUCUAUAUAUGAUAUAAUGUGAUAUGAUAUGAUAUGAUACGAUAUGAAAUGA
Molecule: messenger RNA, 2017 nt
Organism: Branchiostoma floridae (Florida lancelet)
Lineage: Eukaryota; Metazoa; Chordata; Leptocardii; Amphioxiformes; Branchiostomatidae
Product: cytochrome P450 2U1-like
Exons: 7
Coding region: 30-1526 (498 amino acids)
Biological process (GO): xenobiotic metabolic process
Cellular component (GO): intracellular membrane-bounded organelle; cytoplasm
Molecular function (GO): oxidoreductase activity, acting on paired donors, with incorporation or reduction of molecular oxygen, reduced flavin or flavoprotein as one donor, and incorporation of one atom of oxygen; heme binding; iron ion binding
Source: RefSeq, a predicted model, not a curated record